AUGCAUGUAAACUCUGGUUUAUCAUGAUGCAUAAUUUGCUUCUUAUCCAAAAAAAAAUCUAAUUUCAUGAGAGCAGAGAAGUUAUUGAGUGCAGAAAGACACACUAACAAUGUUUCCAUCCACUGUUUUUAUUAUAGUCAAGUUAUUCCGUAAAUAAAUAAAAAUAUCACGAACCAGGAAGUGUUGGUACAUUUUUAUAAAUGUCGCCAAUUUUGUUAGUUCGACAUGGUGGGAUCUUUAUGUCUGUAAAAAUAAUUAUGCCACUAAUUGCGUCGGAAACAACUUCUUGCACAAUUGUUGAUAGAAUAACCAUCAUGUUGAUGUAAAUUUACAGUCACACGAUGCUAUGUUGUGUGGUCCUCCCACUGCAACUUGAAAAUCAUGCACUUUUUAACCUACAGGGUGGUGAAAGUGGACAGUGAUGAGCUUGAUGCUCCUUUCCAAUAAAUAUUGAGGGUCUUAAUUUUAUCCCAAGCCGUGUCCUUGGAGCAUGUGCAAACCAGCUGGCUGGAGUGUUUAUGGACAUUUUCAAUCUCUCCAUAUGGAGUCCGACAUAUAACAAAGAAGACAUUACAGACAAAAUACUUUACAAUUUACAUACAUUUAAAAACAUUAACACAUGUAGUGUGUGUGUGCAUCUAUCAGUUACACAUACAGUUGAAGUUGGAACAAACUAGUGUGUUGUUAUUAUUAUAAUAAUUUUUUGUACACAACUUAAGCACAAAAGUGUUUUAUGUGCGCUAUGUCAUCACGCGCUGCAUUUUAUCCGCAACAAAGUCAGUCUGAUGGAAACACCUCUGGUUGGGAAAUGCACUUUUUUUUUUACAUGCAUAUUUUAUCAUUUUUGCAUGAAAUACUAUAGCAAAUAUUAUGGAAACCUAGCUACCGUCAACAGUGCUGCUGUCGUCUUUCCCUCCCCUUUGGGCUCCUACAGUAGAGCACUGGUCAGGCCAAUCCACACUCUGAUUUGGGUGUUUGAGACAUUGCCACCAUUUGUCAGGGAUAUCGCUACACUCUAGGCUAAUUAUUUUCCUCGACUCACGUACGCAUCACUCAGUCUAUGCCGGCCUAUGUUUAUUGCUGAGGUAUAGCAGGUCUGUUUUUAUAUAAUGGUAAAAUGUUGACCUUUCUAACCUGUUAGUUGUCCAUGGGAGAGGAAGCCUAAGCCAAUGUCAACGAAGGCUGUUACAGGUUGAGUGACGGCUGUGUAUGUCUGUACUCUACCUCAGCUUUGCACAUCCACCACCUUCGCCUGACGGCAACACAGCCAACAGCUUCCUGCCUGCUCAAGGCUUGCACCUAUUUUACUGAUAAAUUCGAUGACUUAACAUUGUCUCAUCCUCAUGUCACUCCCACUCGAACCCACAUGCAAUAUAGACAGUAUUACUAUUGGCCCAAGAAGUUCUUACCUGAUCUGUUGUCCUGAAGUGCUUGCUCUGACAGGGCUCUGCAAGAUACCAAAUGCUCAAUCACUGCAAUACAAUAAACUGUUAAGUCACUGCCCACUUUCAUUAUGGCCAAGACUAGGCUAAUCAUUGAGCUACAGUCAUUAUAAAAUUGAUUCCUCUUUUCAUCGGUCUUUAAUUCAACUUUAAAAGUACUUCCUGUGCAGUGCACCUUGCUCUUUGCAAUGCCAGCAAUGUAAAUACAAAGUAAAUGCUCUUCCAAGUACGACUGUGAGGUGAUGAGUAGCAAUGAUGAGUUAACAAUGUUGGUACUUGGUAGGGGAACAGUGGGAGUGAUGAUGUCCUGGUUUGGUCCCUCUGUUUCAGGAGCUGAACGACCUGGGCAGGGACCCUCCUGCACAGUGUUCUGCCGGCCCGGUUGGAGACGACAGUAAGGCCAAACUGAGCACUUGUAUUAGGCCUAACAUAAUUUAUAAAAUGUGUAAAGCGCUUUUCAUUAUACAGAAUAAUCUCAAGUGCAAAAAAUAAAUUAUCAACAGCAUGGCAUCUGAAACAUUCCUCAACUGUCUCCCUUUCUGUUUUGGCAGUGUUUCAUUGGCAAGCUACAAUUAUGGGGCCUGUGAGUAUCAUUUAUAAAGUGUUUCCUCGUUGAUGAAUUUGAAGUUGCAUUCGCUUUGGCUGCUCAGUGUGACCAUUGAGAUUUAAUUUUGUUUCCUUUUCAGAAUGACAGCCCAUACCAAGGAGGUGUUUUUUUCCUGACUAUUCAUUUCCCUACAGACUACCCCUUCAAACCACCUAAGGUAAUUAUUUCCGCUCUUGUUCCUAUGUUUUAUAAUUAAUCGUUUUCUUGAUGUAUGUAGAAGAUUGAGGAAUGAGGUUUCUGUGGAUCAAUGUGUUUGAUUGCUCCUCCAACCUUUUCAUUGCAGCUUGCAUUCACCACAAGAAUUUAUCACCCAAAUAUUAACAGUAACGGCAGCAUCUGUCUGGAUAUUUUGAGAUCACAGUGGUCUCCAGCAUUAACUAUCUCUAAAGGUAGGGUGUUGUUUUUCAUUCUUUGUGCCCUUUGUGUUACGCAUUUUUACCAUGACUUCAUUUCGAUUCACAUGCCUAAGAUCCACUCCUAAUCCUUCUUUUUAAUCUCCCUUUCAGUACUUUUGUCCAUUUGUUCACUCUUAUGUGACCCCAACCCUGACGACCCGUUAGUGCCAGAGAUCGCCCGUAUCUACAAAACAGAUACGGAAAAGUUAGUAUACUGUAUUCUAAUCAUUUGUGAAAAAUAUAACUUUUUGAUCCGAAGGCGUGAACAAGAUCGGUGCCGAGUGAGUUAUACCCUAUAAUGUUAGAUCUAGAUACUUAUAAUAUAGGACUUUUCCUUCUGCAUCAGGUAUAAUAGACUAGCGAGAGAAUGGACAGAAAAGUACGCUAUGCUUUAGGGUAAGACUGCCCUGCAUCGUCGAGAGAGAGGACAUUGUUGUGGGUUCUGACAUUUAUGCUAUUGACAGCACUUCAACUAACUCAAUGAGGCUGACAUAUUUUGCCACUAAAUACAUUUGCCUUGGUGGAUGGUGGCUUGGCUCUGACCUGUAUUCCCACUGUCUAAUUGUCUGUCUUGGACUGUUUAUUGACAGUAUUUGUAUGCCAUUUUGGUGGGACUAUGUGAGAGUCCUCUGUGUGUGAACAUCAUGCAUCUCAGGUUUAUCUUGGGUGGUUGCUGUGUUGUAAGGCAUGGUGUUGUUCUUGAAGCUCCACCCUUUGUCUAUUGUGGAUUGAUUUAUUUUCUGUUUUCCACAGGUACAACAGAAUAGCCCGGGAAUGGACUCAGAAGUACGCCAUGUGA
Molecule: messenger RNA, 3243 nt
Organism: Coregonus sp. 'balchen'
Lineage: Eukaryota; Metazoa; Chordata; Actinopteri; Salmoniformes; Salmonidae
Source: the annotation of a GenBank genome assembly